Vigna umbellata (rice bean) is the source of this 709-nucleotide messenger RNA. RefSeq lists its product as uncharacterized. NCBI's taxonomy places the organism in Eukaryota, Viridiplantae, Streptophyta, Magnoliopsida, Fabales, Fabaceae. The record is from RefSeq and is a predicted model, not a curated record.
UUUUGCUAGGCUUUGCUUGGACAUUGUUCAACAAAAUUCCAGAACACCAACUGUUAAGUACAAAUAAUCACCCUUGCCUUUCCCUAACAUGGUGAUGAGAUUCCUUGCUUUUUUCCUACUCAUUUCAGGCAUUCAUGCCAUAUCAAUUUCAGAGUUCAACAUGGAAUUCAGUUCAGAAGGUAAAGGCCUAAUCCAGAGCAAUGGACAAGCACAACAACUUGGGAAAUUGUUAUAUGGAAGCAUGGAAGAGGCAACAAAUCUUAAAGACAAAGCUGAUGAAAUUGAAAAUGGGUACAAAGAAGAAGUGCUCAGUACUACAAGAACAUCACACGGUGGAAGUUCAGGUGGCGGAGGAAAGAAAGGGAAGACAGGAACUGCGGGCAGUUCAGAUGUUAAUCGCCGGCCACGUCAGAAUUCUGCGCCCUCAAAGCCUCGUUUUUGGAUCUCAACUUUUAAUCUAUGCGUAAGCUUUGCUUUAGUCACAUUAUUUCCUUUCCACUGGUUCUGAUGUAAUCCACGCAGAAAAGAAUGGCUACUACCACACGGUUGCGGUUUUUUAUUGCUUGCUAUAUGAUGCCUACUUUCUUUUUCAAUACAUAUCUUGGUCUUUGUUUGCAGAUAUGUUUGUGUCGUCCAUUUGAAUUCUCCUAGGUUGUCAUCCAUUACAUCAAUGAAUACGAAUGUAAUAUGAAUGAAUUUGAUAUUUUAA